AUGAGAUUUCCUCAUUCCAAUAAGGCUGGGCACUUCUCUCCAGUGAAUUUUGACUAUGGCCCUCCACUACUUGAUCCCGCUGGACAUCGACUCAAUCGACGGCCAAUAACGGAAAAGAACACCUUCAACGACGUUCCUUUAUUAACUGAUCCUGCCAGUCCUAUUCGACCCCCUCAGCACAGAUACAAGAAAUAUAAUUCCAGCUAUUCACCUCCCACAUCUGAUUCUUCCGCCAUAGAUACACCUCUUCGAACAAGAGAACUUCUCCCGACAAGUUGCUUCGAACUAGCUCCCGAUCAAACAGUUGUUUCGCCAUUGCCUGAUACCGUCAGAGCUCAACAUCAUGGGCAAAAUGAGCAAUCUAACUCCAAAAAUACUGGGCACUCUGUUAAUUGGCGGGUAAAAGGGGUUGGAAUUCCAGAGAGUCUGGAUUAUACCCCAGGGGCUAAAAUUAUCGUUACCACUGUAUCUAGCUCUGUCUUAAAACUUACUGCAAAAGGUACUGGUUGUCAACGUUCUAAAUCCCAUCACGUCAGGUUUCAACCUUAUUCGCAAGCAGGAAGAAGAAAUGCUGAGGAUAAAGAAGAGAUGGACAUCGAUAUUCCAGAACACAGUCCUACAUCAAUUUCUAGCCAUAUGCAUCCAACAGAACAUGAAACCUCAAACGACCAACGCAGAGAAAGUGCCAGGGACGCUUUCACAACACCUAGUAAUCCCUUUCCAGAGGAUUCACCAUUACCGUCUUCCACAUCAAAUACCGGAGGGCCACGAACCUUUUCCCAAUCAGCAGGGACUACAACUACGAGUUCUCGAAGACCAGCUCAGAGCGCAACGGGGAAGUUAUGGAAGGCUAUGUAUGGGAAAGAUACGGUUAAUUUGCAGAAGGAUUUGGUGAUGUUGAAAAGUAAUGGUGUUGAAGAUAUAGAUUUGAGAAAACUUUUUAUAACAGUGGAAGAGCGAUGA
Sclerotinia sclerotiorum 1980 UF-70 is the source of this 963-nucleotide messenger RNA. RefSeq lists its product with no specific name. Lineage: Eukaryota; Fungi; Ascomycota; Leotiomycetes; Helotiales; Sclerotiniaceae. Bases 1 to 963 code for a protein of 320 amino acids. The record is from RefSeq and is a predicted model, not a curated record. The transcript is spliced from 3 exons.